Cucurbita pepo subsp. pepo (vegetable marrow) is the source of this 1991-nucleotide messenger RNA. Lineage: Eukaryota; Viridiplantae; Streptophyta; Magnoliopsida; Cucurbitales; Cucurbitaceae. The record is from RefSeq and is a predicted model, not a curated record.
UCCUCUCCUCUCGACUCAUUCAUUCCUCUCCUCCUUCCCACGUCUCCUUAUGGAAACUUUCACUCUCAGACUCUUCUCCCCCGCACCGCCCCGACCGUCUUUCUGCGCGUCGAGGACUACCCGUGUAGUUGCAUGCAGUGGAGCCCUGAAACCCUCCGGCUCGACCGAGAGGGCGUCCGUGGUUGUACGAGCGGAGCACCGCGGUGCAGUGAUGGAGGCAGCGGAGAGCGUUGUUUUGGGUCAACCCAAGGGUAAAAGUGAUGAGAUUGGUGUGAAGGGUUUGGGUCCACCUUAUGGGGGAUUGGUUGAUGAUAUGCAUGAGGAUGGAGGGAUUGGAAUUGUGAAAUUCCUUAGAGGGAAAGUGUUUUUCAUUACUGGUUCCACUGGAUUUCUAGCCAAAGUUCUUAUAGAGAAGAUGUUGAGGACAACUCCCGAUGUGGGAAAAAUUUAUGUUCUGAUUAAGGCCAAAGAUGAAGAAGCUGCAGCAGAGAGGCUAAAAAAAGAUAUUAUAAAUGCAGAGCUUUUCAAGUGCCUAAGACAAAUUCACGGCAAAUACUACAAGUCGUUCAUGAUGAGUAAGUUGAUUCCCGUUGUGGGGAAUGUCUGUGAACCAGACGUGGGACUACAUGUCGACUUUUCUCAUUUAAUUUCCCAUGAAGUUGAUGUUAUUAUCAACUCUGCUGCCAACACCACUUUUGAUGAAAGGUCCAUCUUUGCCAUCGAUAUUAACACCAAGGGACCGUCCAACCUCAUGGGAUUUGCUAAGAAAUGCUCUAAGCUUAAGCUCUUCUUGCAAGUUUCAACCGCCUAUGUGAAUGGACAAAGGCAAGGCAAAAUAAUGGAAAGGCCAUUUUGUAAGGGAGACAGUGAGGCUUUGGAUGUUGAGACUGAAAUCAAGUUGGCCCAUGAUACCCAACGGGCCUUUCAAGGUAAUGUUACGGCCCAAACCAUGAAAGACUUGGGCCUUCAAAGAGCCAAGCGAUUCGGAUGGCAAGACACGUACGUAUUUACAAAGGCAAUGGGCGAAAUGGUAAUCGACCAACUUAGAGGGGACGUGCCUGUUGCGAUUAUCAGACCCAGCAUCAUCGAGAGCACUUUCAAAGACCCGUUCCCGGGAUGGAUCGAGGGAAAUCGGAUGAUGGAUCCUAUAGUUUUGUACUAUGGAAAAGGGCAACUCACUGGGUUCUUGGUGGAUCCUAAUGGAGUCAUUGAUGUUGUGCCGGCAGAUGUGGUGGUGAACGCGACGUUAGCGGCAAUGGCGAGGCACGGAGGAGCUCCACGGCCAAGCAUGAACAUCUACCACGUCGCCUCCUCGGUUGCGAACCCCUUAGUGUUCAACCGCCUCGCCGCGCUCAUCCACCAGCACUACAGCUCUUCGCCGUGCCUCGACGCCGACGGAACCCCGAUCCGCGUCCCCUCCAUGAAGCUCUUCAACUCCGUCGACGAAUUCUCCGACCACCUCUGGAGGGACGCCGCACGGCGAUGCGGGUUGACGGCCGACCGGAAGAAGUCUAAGAAGCUUGAAGCUAUGUGCAGAAAAACGGUGGAGCAACUCAAAUACUUGGCUCAUAUUUAUCACCCUUAUGCCUUCUUCAAUGGAAGGUUUGACAACAGCAAUGCUCAAGGGUUGAUGGAAUUUAUGAGCGAAGAAGAGAAGAGGGAGUUUUGGUUUGACGUGGCGAGCAUUGAUUGGACGGAUUACAUUACAAAUGUCCAUAUUCCUGGUCUAAGGACGCAUGUCAUGAAGGGCAAAAGAGGAAUUAAUUAAUUAAUUAACUAAUUAAUUAAUAAUGUGUACCUAAAUAUUCCCCCAAAUUGGCCCACAAAAAUCAAUAAUUUGUAAUAAUAAUAAUGCCUAUUUGGUUUUUUUAUUUUUUUUUAUUUUUAUUUUUAUAUAUAUUAACUUCCAAGAAUUUGGGGUCAUAACAAGGUUGACCCUUUCUCUUUCUUGUAAUUAAUAAAUGUUUUUAUAAAGUUGAAUUAUACCGUCA